GCCCGCCAUGUCCUCCGCCAGGUUCGACUCCUCGGACCGCUCGGCCUGGUACAUGGGGCCCGUGUCUCGCCAGGAGGCGCAGACCCGGCUCCAGGGCCAGCGCCACGGCGUGUUCCUCGUCCGCGACUCCUCCACCUGCCCAGGGGACUACGUGCUGUCCGUGUCCGAGAACUCGCGGGUGUCCCACUACAUCAUCAACUCGCUGCCCAACCGCCGCUUCAAGAUCGGGGACCAGGAGUUCGACCACCUGCCUGCCCUGCUGGAGUUCUACAAGAUCCACUACCUGGACACCACCACGCUCAUCGAGCCGGCGCCCAGGUACCCCAGCCCGCCGGUGGGCUCCGUGUCCGCACCCAGCCUGCCCGCCGCGGAGGAGACCCUGGAGUACGUGCGGACUCUGUACGACUUCCCUGGGAACGACGCCGAGGACCUGCCGUUCAAGAAGGGCGAGAUCCUGGUGAUCGUCGAGAAGCCGGAGGAGCAGUGGUGGAGCGCCCGGAACAAGGACGGCCGGGUGGGGAUGAUCCCCGUGCCCUACGUAGAGAAGCUCGUGCGGGCCUCGGCCCAGGGCAAGCCCGGGAACAGGAAUUCCAGCAGCUACGGGGUCCCCGAGCCCGCCCACGCAUACGCACAGCCGCAGACCACGGCGCCCCCACCGGCCGCCGGCGCCCCCGGGGCCGCGGUCAGCCCCCUGCCGUCCACACAGAACGGACCUGUCUUUGCGAAAGCAAUUCAGAAACGCGUGCCCUGUGCUUACGACAAGACCGCCCUGGCCUUAGAGGUGGGUGACAUCGUGAAGGUCACGAGGAUGAACAUCAACGGCCAGUGGGAGGGCGAGGUGAACGGGCGCAAAGGGCUCUUCCCCUUCACGCACGUCAAGAUCAUCGACCCCCAGAACCCGGACGAGAGCGAGUGACCGCCGCCACCCCGCACCUGCUGUUCGUCCCGCCCGUCUGUCUCCUCCCGCUGGGGAAGCCCACUCUGGGCAGGCCCCGCGCUGCCCACCUCGGCUUUGCAGCGGUGGCCCCGCCCGGGUGUGCUUGGGGCUGCCCGCAUUGUAUCAUAGUCGUGUUGUCACAGAGUAGCUGAUCGUAGAGUCGCUGGAUCAUAAACUGGAAACACUGGUGGAGGCUCGUGGGGGCGAGAAGGUGCCCCCUGGCCUGGACGCGGCAGCGGGGCUGUGCCCGGGGACAAGCGGGGCGCAGGCUCUGCAGGAGAGGGCCACUGCCCUGCACUCUCCACGUCUGGCUUUUGGUUUUUCUUUCUUUCCCCCUCUGUUUGGUUUUGGAAGGCUUCGUUAAUUAGGCCUGUUUGUUCUGAAGAGGUGUUUAAGUAGCAGGUUAGGUUCUGUGAUGAGAUCAGGGAUGAGCGGCUAUCACCGUGGGAGCAGGAGGGACAGAGCCCCGAGGCAGCGGUCGUCAUGUCUGGAGUUGACCGAGCAGCCCCCCAGUGGCCCUGCGUUUCCCCGCUGUGCGCACAGCCUCCUGGACGACAUGGCCAAAGGCGUCAGAGCUGGGGGCUCACCCUGUCUGCCGGCAGAGGAGGAGUGGCCUUUCCGUGAAGGCAGCCCUGGGAAGUAUGGGCCCCGGUUUUCUCAGCAGUUGAAUUCACUCCGGAGUCUCGCCUGCUCACCGAGCCCGGCUCUGCCUGGCCUUACGCUCGCCCAGCAGCCUGAGGGCGCGGGUGCCGAUGCCAGCUGCCCCCCAGCACGACCGCAUGCGGGCCCCGGGCCUGGGAGGUGAGCCAGCGCCCACCCUGCGCUCGGUGUCCCUGUCGGAUGCUCGAGGUCUGUUCACAUGAUCCCACAGCACACGGCCGGCCGGGUGGAACCUCCGCACAGGCCCUGUGCCCGCCCUGUGGGCCCCAGUGAAGACAGUCCUCUGCUAGAAUGCGCCCCGCAGCCCCGGCUGGGGUCGCAGCCUAAGUCCUGUCCCUCCAGUCUUCUGUGGCUGGGGCAGAACCCCGGGCUCAGGGAUCAUGAGGGUGGGAGCAGUUUCUCUGCGGUCAGAACCAGCAGGCCCCUGCUCUUGGGCUCUCUGUCAGCUCUGCAGUCGGGGGUGGCCGUCGCCUCCUGGUCUCGUUGCUCAUGUGGCCCUGUCCCUCUGUGGCUUCAUGAGAGGCUGUGCUGGGCUCCUCUUCAUCCCUGGGCACCGUGGUCACCUCCGCUCCAGGCUGCCCGUUGCCGCCGCCUCCUGUUGUGAGUCCAGCCGCUGCUCACCUGUGGCUAGUGGCGUGGCCGUGCCAGGACCUCUGCCUAGGGCUGGCAUGUGCCGCGUCCUUAUGCCGGUGCCCGUCUCCGCGGCUGCCCUGAGAUUUGGAGCCCAGAGUGGACUGAGCCUUGAGCUCUGCGCUCUGGACGUGGGCCAAAGCAGAGCCUGUGACUCCGAACCUUGUCAGCUUUUAAAUCAGGGAAAUGUCUCUUUACACUCAGUAUAUGGGAAACGGCUGCCCGCCUCACCCUGCCCCGGGUCCUGCGGGUCUGAGAAGACUGCCCCAGGAAGAGACCGGAGGAAUCCUCAGAGGUGCCGGCCCCCAGGGCCUGCUCUGCGUGGCCACUUGCUCUGCCCUGUGUGUGCCCCUCAGCAGCUCAGCUGGACGAGGCCCUGACAGUGUGGCCCUGAGCGCACCCUGGGCGGGCUCUCCGUGACCCCUGCCCGCCCGCUCCGCCCGGAGACGCAGCCCAGGAGGGGGCCCCGCGCUCGUGAGGGCGUGAACAUCUCACUUGGGAAAGGGAUGCUGCCGAGCCAGGGGUUUAUAAUUUAAUCCUUUAAUGUUGUGUUCAUUAAUCUCUUAAAACGAGUGAGUCCUGAGUGCUCUUACACAGAGCCCGAGACACCCCCAAGCUCCCCCGGCCUCCAGCGCUGGGGUGCAGGUCCACGUCCCCGGGGCUGGGCGCGCCCGUGGCUGAGGGGCGUCCCCCGGGCCGGGCUGGGGCUCUGCAGGAGGCGCUGUGGCCUUGCCUCGACGGCCUUCACGUGUGUUUUAAAGUGACAACCACACAACACAAACUCUUCGACCUGUAACUUAAAGAUCAUAAACUUCAGGCAAUAAUAUUUUCUGUGUAAGCUUUUAAAAUUAUUUUUGGGGAUCAUAGCUUGUUUUAUUUUGUGCUAUAAAAUUAACAGUAUUAAAUGACUUAUAUUCUUAGAACACAUGGAGUGUCUUUUCUUAACAGAUCAGUGCCUUUUUAUUUUUGUACUCCGUUUUGCGUUCUGGCCCCAGCCUCAGCCCCGUGUCUCCAUGGCCUGUCUGUACAUUGUCUCAAUAAACGUGCACCGCCGGUGCUGGCCGUG
Molecule: messenger RNA, 3293 nt
Organism: Bubalus bubalis (water buffalo)
Lineage: Eukaryota; Metazoa; Chordata; Mammalia; Artiodactyla; Bovidae
Gene: CRKL
Product: CRK like proto-oncogene, adaptor protein
Exons: 3
Coding region: 8-916 (302 amino acids)
Biological process (GO): positive regulation of ERK1 and ERK2 cascade
Molecular function (GO): protein binding
Source: RefSeq, a predicted model, not a curated record